CAGAAUUGCCAGCCUCAACCUACAACUACUUCAUGCUAAUUGCACACUCUGGUGGUCCUUGAAAUUUCUGUCCUCAUCACUGAUUUCGAUUCCUCAUUCACAAUAUCUUGAGCUGCUCUCUGGCCCACCCAUUCCUGACCUGGGCUUGGAGUUGUUGCCCAGUACAACCACCAACCCCCACUUCUCCAGCAACACCCCAUACAAGAGUUAAGCGACCUGCUAUCAUCGUCGUCUCAACGCGUUCAUUUCGAGAUUGCACCUCACCCAAACGGCUUCUGCCGCUCACACAGAAUUUCCUCCUCUGAGCCCGAAAUACAUACCGGCUUCGAAAAAGUGAGUCUUCCAACACUGCCCGAGACGAGACGCACCAUGCUCGUAUGGGCUCUCCGGCCUGCAUGCAUGCUUUCUUUUUCCUCUCUUGUCGCUUGAAUGUCAACUCCAGUCAUUGGGGAAGCUGCCCAACCCUCACACCCCUUCUUAUCUCCUUCUCACGUCAUUCAUUGACUGUGCUUCCCCUUCAUCAUUCAGUUCCUCCUUGCUAACAACAUCUCACAGGAGCAAGAUGGUCGCCAACUUCAGGACCGAAGACGCCCAGCGCCGCCUGCUGACCGCAGUCAUCGCAGCCCACCCCGAGCUCAAGCUCAACUUUAAGGCCAUUGCCCAGCACUUUGGUCCUGAGGACUGGGGCAAGGAUGGCAUCGAGCACUUCUUCCGCCCCCUGAAGAAGGACGCCCUGGCGGUCCGCGACUUGGUCAAGGCCGGCCAGCGGGCCAAGGACUUCUUCGAUAACAAGGCGGGAAAGGGCGGCGCCGCCGGCUCCGGCGCCGGUGCCGGCAACAGCGCCCCGGCGACCCCAAAGAACCGCAAGCGCGCCGCCGCCUCGGCGCCCUCGACCGGCAGGUCCACCGCCUCCAAGAAGGCCCGCGCGAGCGCAUCCACCAAGCCCGCGCCCGCCCCCGUCCCGGCCGCCGCCAACGUCAUCACCGUGGACGACGACGACGACGACGAGGAGAACGAGUUCCCGCCGCUGCCCCUGGACACCCCGACCCAGGGCCCCCGCUUCACCGACUACGGCGCGAAGCAGUUCUGGGGCGGCGACGCCCAGGCCCAGGCCCAGGCCCAGCCCCAGGCCCCGGCGCUCGACGCGACGCAGGCCGAGACCCCGACCGAGGAGGAGGACUUCAAGCCGCACACGCCCAGCGACGCCGCCGCCUACUCGUUCAGCCAGCCCCAGCCGUCAUCCGCCGGGGUCGGCGCCGGUGCGUACAACCUCGACGCCUACCCCAUCAGCCAGCCGUCCUUUGUCGCCGACGCCGGGUACCACAAGGGCCAGGGCGGCUUCGCCGUCGACGACUGGGUCGACGACGAGGUCUAGGCCGCGAGACCGCCGACGGGCCUACCUCUCAAAGCUGCGGGUGAGCCCAGGUUGUGGCUCACAUUUGGCUCUAUCAACUUUCGACGGCCCAGAGAGGGCGGUCGCGACCGACUGCUCCAGCUGCUCCAUCAUCCGGCAUUUUGAAAUCCCCGCCCCCCUUUUUUGAGCGCCUCCCAGCCCGGCGGAUAUCUGGACUCGGAAUGUCCAGGCAAGGCUGAAACGCGCACGCACGAACGAUUUCGGAAAUGCCUCGCACUUUUUUCGUCCACCCGCGAGGCGAGGCUUCUCGGUGACCAGGUUUUGGUUGUGUGCAAUUAAUUCAUUUACUGCUGCAAGUGUAGGAUACCCAAGAACGCCUUCCUCUCCUCAGGAUUUCAUUGAUUCUUUUUCGGCCCCCGAAGGCUUACCCGAUGCGACAUUAAUUCACCAUUCCUUCUUCUCCUUGCGUGUGCGGCAAUUUCUUUUCUUUCUUUUGACGGGAGCAUGGACCUCUGAAGAAGAAGCAGCAGACAACUCAUAUCAAAAUAUGACAUCCGAGAGGACGGAGGGGGGCACAGAUGAGGAGGACGCCGGCUCCCCCGGCGGAUUGUGGUUGGACAUGCAUGGCAUGGUGGUAGCGAGGGAGGGGUGUGCCGCAUCACCUUGUGUUCUCGCCCCCCUGUCUGCGAGGCCACACGUCUUCGGUCUCGGUGAGAAGAAAGGAAGGAAUGAAGGAAGGAAGGGGGGGAAAAAAAAACUUCUGACAACACAGAACCUGCGUGACAAGAGGACUCGCGCAAUUGGCUGGGCAGGGGUGAUAUCGGCUGCAUGCUCAUCAAAAAGAAAGAAAGAAAAACGGUGUGCGCAGCCUUGUGAUACUAGAACAAGAUGACACAGCACAAAAUCGAUGCAUUUGCGCCUCAAAA
Molecule: messenger RNA, 2280 nt
Organism: Diaporthe batatas
Lineage: Eukaryota; Fungi; Ascomycota; Sordariomycetes; Diaporthales; Diaporthaceae
Exons: 3
Coding region: 563-1375 (270 amino acids)
Source: RefSeq, a predicted model, not a curated record